AUGACAAACAUUGAGUUUGAAACAGUUAGAAAGAUUGACAAUGACACCAAAGUGGUUAGAAUUGGUGAUUUAAACGUAAGAUACUGUAAGAAAUACAACAAAUAUUCUUUGUCAGACAUUAUAUCUCCAUCUGGAAAGAAAACAAAGGACUGGGUUAGAAUUGCUUCUACUCAGAAAAUUUUGGCAAGAAAUCCCGAGCUUAUGAUAUCAGUAAGAUUCUAUGGAACUAUAGCAUAUCUCAUUGACAAAAGUCUUAUACCAAUAGUUUUGUUAUGGAUUGACCCUGUUGUUGGAUAUAACUUCAUAACUUAUGGCUCAUUCGAUAUGGAACGUUGCAGUGAAGGCUUACUUUACAUCGUUCAGAAACCGAAGGACUUCAAUACAAAGAGAUAUAAGAUAGGAAGAACAUAUAAUAUAACUCAAAGAUAUGACUCUACAGUCAAUAGAGUCAAGGUUGUGUUCGUUAAUGAUAUAUGA
Molecule: messenger RNA, 477 nt
Organism: Trichomonas vaginalis G3
Lineage: Eukaryota; Parabasalia; Trichomonadida; Trichomonadidae
Product: organellar and viral DNA polymerase type B
Exons: 1
Coding region: 1-477 (158 amino acids)
Source: RefSeq, a predicted model, not a curated record